AUGUGUGAUGUUUGCUUCAAGGUUCAGACUGAUCCUGGUAGAUGGAUCACUGCUGUGCAGGUAAGGCUGAACCAUGUUUCUCACAGAAGAACCUUUUUCCACCUGGAGCAGCUCAUUCUCAAGCACGAUGCCGCGGUUCAUUGUGUUGGGAUCAAGCAGAUUGAUCAGGGGAGGGUAGAGUUUGUCCUUCCAAGCGAAUCGCUUGCCAUGGACUUUGUGGAGUUCUUGGCUAAAGUUAACCCAAUUAAGCCAGAUUACGUUGGAACCAUGUCAUAUGAUGCCGAAAGCGAUAUCCACAAGUCUACCCUCCCUGUUGAAAUUUGUGCUGUUUGUCCUGGAGAUCUCAUCUCUCUUCCUCCAGAGGUUGCUGCUAGUUUAGGUUAUUUGGGGCCUGUUGUCAUAUGCACCAAGAUUACUGAUUGCAUUGUCUUAAUGGAGCCGGUUACUAUAAAACACCGCCUUUUGGAUGCCGAUCAAUACUGGAGGUCGCCUUUGAAAACUCUGUUUUCUAGCGCGGAUCUCGUGAGGUAUGUGGUGGUAGAUAUAGAACCUACUUUUCAAAAAGUUAGCGUUGAUGGCUCAAGGUAUCAAUUAGCAGAUGUGAUUGUUGAUCGACGUUCGGAUAAUUAUUUGGAGAAAGACACUCCACGGAAGGUGAGAACGCAUCUAGGCCAUGUUUUGGAUAUCGGGAUGUUGGUCUUAGGUUAUGCCAUGUCUGGCAAAUACAAAGGCCUUGGCCUUCCUGAUGUGGUAUUGAUAAGGAAAUUUCGUUGGAAACGAGAGAAGCCGCGCACUUGGGAACUGAAGCGUCUCGUCAUGGAAGUUGAUGACAGUCUCAGAAGUAGUAGAGGUUAUGAAGAGAAGAUAGAGAUUGAGUAUGAAGAACUUCUGGAGGAAUUGGAGAUGAACCCUGACAUUUGGUCUCAGUAUAGUUUCUAUAAGAACAAGUAUUACCAGCUAGCUAUCUGA
Messenger RNA from Oldenlandia corymbosa var. corymbosa, 969 nucleotides. The record is from the annotation of a GenBank genome assembly. Lineage: Eukaryota; Viridiplantae; Streptophyta; Magnoliopsida; Gentianales; Rubiaceae.